Molecule: messenger RNA, 2143 nt
Organism: Zerene cesonia (dogface butterfly)
Lineage: Eukaryota; Metazoa; Arthropoda; Insecta; Lepidoptera; Pieridae
Exons: 8
Coding region: 198-1406 (402 amino acids)
Source: RefSeq, a predicted model, not a curated record
AAUACGUGACAGUAGACUACCAGACUUUGACACUGUUGGACGUGUUUCGCGCGCUUUUCAAUAGACACGAAACUUACGAUAUCAUUAAUAUAAUUACUAUCUGUGGCAUUAUGCCGUGAAUUAAAUAUACGUUUGGUUGUUGGCGAGUUUUGUGAAUAUAUUUGGUAAACAGCCAGGAUGUGGUCAAAGACGGAAAUAUGGAGAUGAAACGGCAUGACAAGCCGGGCAGCCUGUCGCCCGUGAAGGUCAAGAACGAGGAAGCAGCUAGCAAGUCUGCCAAACAGGAGAAGGAGCUGAAACUCCCGCCAGAGAAGUCGCCCAGUGAAGAUGGCAGUGUGAGACAGCGGAAAUUGUCCAGGGCUAGCGACACGUCGAAGGAAACUCUUGACAGGCAGGACUCAAAAGCAUCCCUGAGUCCAAAGGUAUCUCGAAAAUACUUCACAAACUGGAAGCAGGCAUGCGAUAAGACCAAAGAUAAAACCAAAGAACUUCUUAAGCGUUGGAGGACGUUACCAGAGGGUGAGGCAGCUGUACAGAUGCAGGAAGCGGGGCAUAGUGAGGAAGAAAAACAACACGGAUGGAGCGUACACGUUUGGACCACAUGGGUGAACCGGUGCAGCGAAGACUUAGAAUGCUUAGAUUUAGAAGAAGAGCAACCCUUGGCGCAGCUGAGCCCAGUGCAGACUGAUAAAAUGACAUUGUUUUUCACCGAGCUUUUGGAUCACGACCGCGAUGACGUCAUCUGUGAUCAAGAUUUUGAUGGGUUUUUUGAGAAGCUGGCGCACUUCGCCGACUGGUCGCCUAACUCGUCCGAGUUUCAUAUUCUUUUGGAGGUGAAGAGGGAGUUUAUCGAACAUUUCCUCAAUCCGUUGCCCACCAAGUGGGCAGAGUUGCCAUACUACAGACGGGUUUGCGGUCCGGAAGCUGGAGGGUUGCCAGGGCGAACAACUUUAGAAGGCUGGCUCGCAAGGUGGGCGCUACUGCUCAGCGAAUUAAACAAAUUCGCUGAUCUCCCACUCUAUCUGCAAUAUUUUUGCAAGAUUUUGUUCCAUGUUGUUGAUAGAGCAGGCGUUGGUGAAAUAACAAAAGACGCUCUAGCAUCAUUCUAUCGUUCCGUAAUUGGUCUGCCGGCGACCAGAGUUGAUGAAAUCAUUGACACAGCGUAUGAUCGGAUGACGAGCAAUACGUACUUAAUCUUAGAUUACGGUACGUUCGUGCACUGUUACAUCAACUGGCUGAUGGGAAAGAAUCCAAAUGGACCUGGACAAUGGUUACUAGUGCCUCCAAAAGACUCCCUCCCUCAACCGCCAUUUCCAGUAGACUAUAGCGCUUUAAACACAGAACCGGCCAAGUUAGAACCUUACGCGCCAGAUAAAAAAACAAACAGGCAUUCUGUUAUUGUAUAGAUAAUGUUAUUUUAUAAUAUUCAAAUUUUAUUAAUUAGGAAGUGUUCGUUCGCAUAUUAUGUCAAAAAAUUGUUUUUAUGUGCAAUCGUGUAAUUUAAAGUGAUUUUAAUAUUGUAUUGACCGCUUGCACAAAUUUUGUAUAAGUUUAAUUAUGUGGAUAAAAGUAAAUCCUCCAUAAAUUAUUAUUAUUUAUUAUUAAUAUUUAUAAAUGUAAAUUAUAUAUUUGUUGGCAUUUUUGCUUAAUGAUUACUUAAUAAACAAAAAAAAACUUUAAAGGAAACUUUCUCCUCAACGCUUUCCUUUCGAGGUUUAAGUUCGCUAUAUGAAACUGAAACUGUGCUUAUAUAUAGGACUCUACUGAAAUAUAGUUAAUACCCUGCGAUAAUACAAUGGAUCUUAAAGACUAGACAACAUUUUUCUACUUUCCUAGGUCCAUGCUUGUAAAUUGAAAUGAAACGCUUUACUUAUUUAUAUAUCUCUGGUAAUUUUACCAACGUAAUUAUAUAUUUAGGUAUAAUAUUAUAUCAUUAAGAAUUAACUGUACAUAUUAGAUAAUAAGUACGUGCACAACACGGUAAGCGAGAACUGCCUUAAAGUAAGCCUCCUCACCUUCACAUAUAGCCUUAUUUUGUACCUUAGAAAUAGUUUAUGAUAUACUUAAUGUAAUGUCACUGAAUAAAGAAAUUUAUUAGAAGUGCCUUCUUUCUUUCACCUAUUUGAAGAGAACAAAAUGGCUU